AUGGCGACAACUCAGGAAGAAAUGUCCAAGCUUAUGGCCAAUGUUACUCCGUGGUAUAAGGAUCCCGGACGAAGAAAGCUCUAUGCUCUCUUGGUGAUUGCACUUCUGUCCGCUGCAACCAAUGGAUACGAUGGCUCGCUCAUGAAUGGGCUCCAGUCGAUCACGUACUACGAGGAUUACUUCAAUCAUCCUCACGGCUCACAGCAGGGGUUGUUGAAUGCUAUACAAAGUGUUGGAGGGAUCGUCAGUCUUAUUUUGGCACCCUACAGUGCCGAUUAUGGCGGGCGAAAAUGGACGAUUUUCAUCGGUUGCCUCAUUGUUGUCAUCGCUGGUGUCAUUCAAUGUUUUGCUAUAAAUAUUCGCAUGUUCACUGCUGCUCGAUUCUUGAUUGGUCUUGGAUCUGGUUUCUCCGGUCUGGGUUCCCCGCUGCUAAUAACCGAGCUUGCUCACCCUUGCGAGCGUGGAAAGAUCACUGCCUUAUACAACACGCAAUACUACUUUGGUGCCUUCCUUGGAGGAUGGAUCACCUUUGGAACACUCUACAUUCAAUCAAAUUGGUCAUGGAAACUUCCUAGCUUACUACAAGCCGCUCCUUCAUUCGUUCAACUAGUUCUAGUCCUCCUCUUGCCAGAAUCUCCUCGCUGGCUCGUGUCUCGGGGCAAGGACGAGCAGGCUCUGGCCAUCCUUGCCAAGUACCAUGCCAACGGCGAUCGAGAGGAUCCUCUUGUCCGAUUUCAGUAUGCCGAAAUGAAGGUUUCAAUCGUUCAGGGUGAACAAAAGGGACGCUGGUCUGAGUUGUUCAAGACUCGUGGUAACCGCUAUCGUGUCUUUAUCUGUCUCUGCUGUGGAGUAUUCUCUCAGUUCUCCGGUACUAGUUUGACAGCAUACUACCUGCAUAAUAUCCUAGAAAAUAUUGGCAUCACCGAUCCGCUCUAUCAGAACAAGCUCAAUGGAUUUAUCUUGAUGGUCAACAUGCUUGAAGCUUGGUUCUGGGCUUGCAUGGUUGAUCGCUUCGGCCGUCGCCCGCUCUUCCUGAUUGCAUCUAGUGGGAUGUGCUGCACGUUUGCAAUUUGGAUCGCCUUGACUGCAUCUCAGAUUAUGCAUCCAAAGGAGUUGGGCUUUGGGAAGGGUGUCAUCGCCAUGAUCUUCUUCCACAACUUUUUCUACAACUUCGCUUGGAUCUCCCUCAAUGUCGCCUACCCCCUCGAGAUUCUCAGCUUCAAGAUCCGUGCAAACGGGUUAUUCAUGCAAGGUCUUGCCACCAACGUCUGCCUCGCCAUUUCUCAAUACGUUAUUCCAAUUGGAAUCGACGCUGGCAGCUGGAAGUUCUACUUCUUUUUCGAAGGGUGGCUGAUCAUCCAGCUCAUCACCGUUUACUUCUUCUUCAUUGAGACUCGUGGCGCAACACUCGAGGAAAUCAAUCGCACGUUCGAUGGUGCUGAAGCCGUUGAGGAAAUCAAGCAAAGGGCUAAUGAUGCUGUUGGCAUGAAGGAUAUUACUGAGAUUGGCAACACAAGGAAGGCUGGGGACGAUGGGGUCGGCUUCGAGGUCACUCAUGUUGAUGAGAUUCGCGAGAAAACGGCAUGA
Messenger RNA from Exophiala bonariae, 1587 nucleotides. RefSeq lists its product as uncharacterized. The transcript is spliced from 10 exons. The record is from RefSeq and is a predicted model, not a curated record. Gene Ontology annotation, biological process: carbohydrate transport; transmembrane transport. The coding region runs from base 1 to 1587 and encodes 528 amino acids. Gene Ontology annotation, molecular function: carbohydrate:proton symporter activity. Lineage: Eukaryota; Fungi; Ascomycota; Eurotiomycetes; Chaetothyriales; Herpotrichiellaceae. Gene Ontology annotation, cellular component: membrane.